This is a messenger RNA of Guyanagaster necrorhizus, 1153 nucleotides long. RefSeq names its product WLM-domain-containing protein. Bases 1 to 1065 code for a protein of 354 amino acids. Lineage: Eukaryota; Fungi; Basidiomycota; Agaricomycetes; Agaricales; Physalacriaceae. The transcript has 4 exons. The record is from RefSeq and is a predicted model, not a curated record. Gene Ontology annotation, molecular function: metallopeptidase activity. Gene Ontology annotation, cellular component: nucleus. Gene Ontology annotation, biological process: DNA repair.
AUGUCAACCGAUAUUUUCAUAAAGUCGUUUACUCAUCUCACAGGGCGGCCGAAAGGUGACCAGGCCUUACAGAUGCUACGGAAAGUGGCAUCGAUGGUCAAGCCUAUCAUGCGACAGCAUCAAUGGCUUCUUCCUACAUUGGCAGAAUUCUUUCCGGAUCAGUCAAAUUUACUCGGUGCGCCUACCAAUGUCAAUAUGGGACAAAAGAUUUUACUGAGACUGCGUCCUGCUUAUUCUCCCGACUCAUUCUUAGAUAUAGAUCAGGUCGUCCAGACUAUGCUACAUGAGUUGACACACAACGUUCACGGCCCGCAUGACGACAAGUUUUACAAAUUCCUUUCUGGCCUCCAGGACGAGUACGAGCAACUUGUGCGAACUGGUUAUGCUGGGGAGGGAUUCUUUUCCAAGGGUCACCGGUUGGGGGGCAAUGCAUCGCACAGUGUGCCCCAGCAUAUGAGUCGCGCGAAGGCACUUGAGGCUGCAGAGAAGAGAAGACGAGCAGCUCAGGUCCUAGGCGGAGGUGGGAGACGAGUGGGCACGGGUUCUUCCAGUACGAGAAAUGGAAGGUCGUUACGAGAAUUGGCUGCCAGGGCUGCUGAGCUGAGAGCACGCGACGAGAAAGCUUGCGGGCUUGGCACACAUGCUGAGCAAGAGGCUGAGAAAGCGGCCAAGGAGAGUGUUGUUAUUGACCUAACUGGUGACAAUUAUGAAGAGGACUCGGAUCCGGAGGUCAUCAUUGUGGAAGACUCCCGUGAUCAGAAGCCAGGACUGUCCAAAAAGCCUGUACCGGCGCAGACUAGACCAUCAUCGGCAAAUCUUGCAAGGACUGGGGGGAGCAGUAGCAUCGCGAAGCACCGCUCUGCUGAUUCUCAGGCAUCUGCAUCGUCUGACCAAUGGUCGUGCGCAGUGUGUACACUAUUGAACGCGCCCAUGGUCCUCCAGUGCGAUGCAUGCUUGACUACGCGACCCGGUAAUGGAUGGACAUGCCUUGUAUGCGGGCAGGGCGGGAUAGCCCACGAUUUUUGGAUGUGCUCUUCUUGCGGUCAAGUGAAGACUCAUAGCUGAACGUUUCACUUUAUGGGAUGCAUCCCCGCACUUCUAUAUCACACUGUAUAAUACCAUGAGCGUAGAAAUAAUAUCAUUGUAUGGUGAU